AUGGGCGGUUACAACACCCGCCUGCCGAGGCCAUUUUUUCUUGUGCCUCUAUCUGCUGCCGGUGCUGCUGCUGCUAUUUAUGUUGUUGUUGUUGUUGUUGUUGUUGUUGUUGUUGUUGUUGUUGUUGCAAAGUACACCUGCGGCAGGGCUUGUGACCCUGGCGUUAGGGGCUGA
Molecule: messenger RNA, 174 nt
Organism: Trichophyton benhamiae CBS 112371
Lineage: Eukaryota; Fungi; Ascomycota; Eurotiomycetes; Onygenales; Arthrodermataceae
Exons: 1
Coding region: 1-174 (57 amino acids)
Source: RefSeq, a predicted model, not a curated record